UGAUAGCCAAAGAAUGUGUCAACCAUGCGGACUGUGCCACGAUAGUUGCUACUAGCUGCGUGCAAGCCGCGGACGGAAAAAUGCGCUGUCUUUGCGGAGACUUUGAGGCACCCGAGAAUGGAUACUGCAAGGCCAAAUACAAAGGUCUUAACCACCUCUGCACCGACACCCUGCAGUGCGACAUUGGAAUGAUUUGCGCGAUAAAGAACAUUACCAAAACUACCACGCUAGUGACCAGUAAAACCUUUAUGACCAGUAACAUGCUGCAUAACAACAACACCAACUAUAAGAUGUGCCUGUGUGAUAAGGAGAUUGGAUACGUCGAGGAUAAGCAUGACUACCGCCACUGUAGUGGCGCUAUUGCUGCGAUCUUUUCCUCGCCCCUGUUGAUACCAAUGCUGACCGCUGUCUUCGGCUGUACGAUACUCCGGAAAUUAGGCAACUACUGGCUUGUCGACAUAUAAACUCGAUUUUCGAUUGAUGCUCUGAAUCCGCUUUUAUCAUUACGCAAUAUAACACACAAAUUUAGCUUUAGGAUAAGCUCUUCGCUAAGUAUGAUUGUGAUUGCUAACUCAUGUGCUAACACAGAUGAUAAAAAAACAAGCUUAGUGCAAGUAUUUUGCCUUGAAAUGGACCGAAUUUCCUCUCUCGUAUAUGAAACAAAUCAUGCCUUUAUGUGAUCUACGUCUGCACCAUCCCAAAAUACGAAAAACAUAUUGCAAGUACUAGACAGUAAGAUUAAAUCGAGCGCCAAGCUGUGUGUAUUUUUCAAGUAUCUUAGAUCAUAGUGAACAAAAAUCAUAGAUAUUUUUAAUGUCGCUUUUCUACUGUAGUGCAAAAAAAUGACAAGGCAAUUCAUAUUUGUACUGAUCUGCACAUUAUUCGGAUUGAGAAACAUAUCAAAAUUCUUUUAUAGUAAGACGAGAAAAAAUAAGCUAAGAACAAGACGUACUUUAUUAUCCCUAAAGUAACAUUUCAAAUUUAAAAAAAUCUCUCGUUUGGUUCGAGUAGCACAUUCGAUUGAAUCAAAAGUUAGGAUAGUGCAUCUUCUGUAAUUCAGAUUAUCAUAAACAUAUUUCCUAAAUAUUGUGGCUUUGUGUAGAUAAUCGAAAAAACAAAUCAAGAAAAACACAUAAAAAUAAAUCUACGAUAAAAUUCAUUCAUCAGUUUAGCAUUUUAGACUCUAUUUAUUAUACGAGAUAGAAUUAUA
This is a messenger RNA of Armigeres subalbatus, 1210 nucleotides long. RefSeq lists its product as uncharacterized. The record is from RefSeq and is a predicted model, not a curated record. The transcript has 2 exons. The annotation marks the transcript as partial. Lineage: Eukaryota; Metazoa; Arthropoda; Insecta; Diptera; Culicidae.